Messenger RNA from Oncorhynchus keta (chum salmon), 3133 nucleotides. Its product is annotated as chondroitin sulfate proteoglycan 5-like. Lineage: Eukaryota; Metazoa; Chordata; Actinopteri; Salmoniformes; Salmonidae. The record is from RefSeq and is a predicted model, not a curated record. Bases 869 to 2452 code for a protein of 527 amino acids. Gene Ontology annotation, biological process: nervous system development. The transcript is spliced from 5 exons.
AAACAUGUUGUUUAUAAAGCAUUGAAACACUACUUAACUUUAAAUCUCCUUCUCAUCCAACUGUUAUGUGGCAUGUGGCCCAUGGACCGAAUCGGAGUUUGAGCACAGUGCUUAAAACCCAUGAUUUAUUUUUCAAUUGAUUUAUUCAAACAUUUGGCCAAAGCAUCAAUCUCUUCAGGGAAAUGCUUGAAACGUUUGACAGUGGAAAAUAAGCAUACGCCUGCGCACUCACGCCAAUUAUUAUAUAUAUUUUUAUUUUAAGUCUCUGUUGAUAAAUUGUGUUUAAAAGGCUGCUGAAAUGCCGAGCUGAGUGUGUGCACUGGCAAAAUCUAAUAGUCUCAGUUGAAUAGCAAAUUGGUUCAAAUUAUUGAAAGGAAAAAAGCCUUGGGAAGAGGAGGGGUAGGAGUAGGAGACGGGAGGAGGGGGGCAGCAACAAUUCUUUCCCCUUCCCAUAUGGUGAGAGCAGUGCGGAUAGCAUCACAUUCCGUGGAGCGUUGCCUGUCGUCCUAUGGUGAAGUGCCAUCGCUCUAAUCAAAAACAAACGGAGCCGCAGCUUUCGCUUGCGCUCAACUCAGCUCCAGUACGGAACGUCCAUCCUUGGCUGUGCGAGGUCUCCGUCUGGCCGAUAUUCGGUGGCGACGGGGCCUUGAACGAUUAAACUGUGGCUAAUUGAAGAAGCGGGAGAAGUAAAUACUAGCACACCACUCAAGACGAAGUUACUAUGGGGAAGUGCAGGGAGGCGGGAGUCUAACGUGGAUAGGGGGCACAAAUCAAAUCAAAAGAUUUACAAUUCGGAUUAUUUCUAUUUUGAACACUUCAUUUUCAGAGGGAUUUUCAUCAGAUUUUCUGACCAUUAUCACACGCAGGAAUGAACGGAAAGGAAGCGCGGUUUUGCACGGGAUGCUGGAGGCAAAUGAUGCUGUCAAUCAUUCUGGUUCUACACUUGAUUCCCCUCUUUGUACAUGGGAACACUCUGAGGGCCAAUGUCCCUGAGUUGGACACCACAGCCAACGUGACAUCCCUGCCCAGUAAGGUCGAGGAAGUGGCCAAAGUGAAUGAUGUUGUUAUCGAGGUGACCGGGGUCAGCGCCGUCGUCACGGUGACCCAGAGGGCCGGCCGCAUGCCCCGCUCCAAAGAGGAGCAGGGCAGCGGCAUGCUGGGAGAAGGGGUGUUGCCAGCCGAGGAGGAGGUGGUGGCCCCGCCCAGGAUCAGCCCUGACUCAGCAGAGACAGAGCUCCUUCUGCCUAGCAACCCCCGUGGCACAGAGGAGAAAGAGGAUGAAGAGGAGCACACCGACCCACCGUGGCUGAACGCCAGAGACAACGUCUUCGACCUGGACCGGCACUUCCGAGAAGGAGUAGCCAAUCUGGCCACCACCACUGCCCCUCCCCCUGCCGCCGCUAACCCCUCUCGCCCGGACGUCCUCACCGUGGACUUCUUCGACCCCGCCUCUCGCGGCCGUGGCCUGGACCUAGCCCCGCCCUCUCCCUCCUCUUUGGCCCACGAGCUACAGGGAGGCGACCCCACUUCCUGGGCCAUGCCAGACAACUACGACUACCUCACGCCGUACGAGGAGGGUGCGUCACCCACCCCUGAUGAGUACUCCUAUGGCACCACUACUGAUACCUUGGAUGGGGAUGACGACUUGAGGCUAACUGCCGAGCCUCCAUCCCGCUCCAGGCCCAGGGCUCCCCCAGGUUCCGGCUCCUUCACCCCAGACAAGAGGCUGCCCAGUGGGGGUGCUGCUGCUGCACCAGAGGGCCCUGCGGCAGCCCCUCCAGCGUUACCCGUGGAUGGCUCAGACGGAGCCGGUGGCUGCCGCCAGGGCUACGUGAAGCAGAAUGGAACCUGCCGCUCCCCCUGUGACACACUGCCCAACUACUGCUUCAACGGAGGCCAGUGCUACCUACUGGAUGGAAUGGGGGUCUUCUGCAGGUGUAACGUCCAGGACUACAUCUGGCACAAGGGUUCCCGCUGUGAGUCGGUGGUGACAGAGUUCCAGGUGCUGUGUCUGACCAUCGGGGCGUCGGCCCUCAUGGUGCUGCUGCUCUUCAUGAUCACCGUCUGCUUCGCCAAGAAGCUCCACGUGCUCAAGACCGAGAACAGCAAGCUGCGCAAACGCAGCAGUAAGUACCGGCCUCCAUCGGAGCAGCACAAUGAUAAUUUCUCCCUGUCCACCAUCGCUGAGGGCUCCCACCCAAAUGUAAGGAAACUGUGCGACACCCCUCCUAACGUCCCUCAUGCCCGUGCUUUGGCUUACUAUGAUAACAUUAUCUGUCAGGAUGAUCCUAAUGCCCAGAACAAGCUGGAGGACCCCGUGAAGGUCCCGGUGCCCAAGGAGGACGACUCCCUGAACAUCCACAACUCCCUGACCCCCAAACACGAGAACCACAAGGUACUGGGCGAGGAGAACUCCUCUGAGGUAAACUCACUGCAGAACAACAUGAUGUAGAAGCCUGGGUUGGGAUGAGAGCUCCAGUCCUGCUCUCUAUCCCAGCCACCACGCCUACAACUGCUACCACCAGCCAACCACCGUCUACAACACGGCAACACUGCCACCAAGCGGGCAACGCCGCUGAAAAAAAAAAAAACUCACCACCCCAGCUGAAACUCCUCCCCAACCUGCCACCGCCUAUAGCGACCCCUUACGCCCAAUCACGCUCCCCCGCCUCGCUGCCCUGCCCCUUCGUUGCUGUCACUCUCUUCCCCUUACCCCCUGCCCGCACGCACAUACACACACCAGAAAACACAAACAGACACACCAAAACACACAAACACACAUAUGUACAAACACACACUCACAUAUACACUCAUAAUUCCCUGCCUGCAUUGGUGUAUUUUGUAAAAAGAAAAAAAUCAUAUGGAGUUUAAAAAAAGAAGUUAAACAUUGUAAAAAAUAUAAAAGUUACUGAGAGGUUUUGAUGUUUGUCUGACUAAUUAAGUGAGUGUGUAUAAAUAUAUGGAAAAAAUGCUUGGAUUGAUAUAAAAGAAACAACACAAUGUGUCUUCGUUUUCAUUGAUGUGAUUUCUAAUCCUUUGAUGUACUUGUUUUAUUUUGUACUUUUUUGGGAAUACAGACUUCAAAACAGAGAACAAAAUCUAACAAUUGUUGAAAUAAACCUUUUUAACAUGA